AUGUCAUGUUCCAUAUGUAACAACGAUUGGAUGAUGAUUAGUGUUUCAAACGAUGAAUUGGAUUCGAAUACAAAUAAUGCUUAUUUACAGCUCCUAAGAAAUAUUAUUAACAUUACACAUGAAGUAGAUCCCGAUUUAGAAUCAUCAAAUGAUCGGUCAGAAGAAUUACGUGAAGUCAGCAACAAGUUACGUGAGCGUCUCCUGAAUGAUGAAAAGCAGGCAGACAGUCUAAUCACUCGGAUACAUUCGAUCAAACGUAAAAUUAGGCAAUUAAAUGCCUCCAUUGAAAAAUACAGGUCAACUAAGAAUGCAUACAUGAAACCAAUGGAAUCAGAAAGUAUUUCUUCUGAUAGUUCAUCAUUUUCACGUGAAUAUGAAAAUUCAAAUUUAACGCAAAUAUAUAAAUUAAUUCAACCAUUUGAACGUCUACUUGGAAUUCAAAUACAAAAAACACAUUGUGGAUUACUACAAUUAUUGUUUCAUGGUUGUACAACUACCGACAUUGUUUGCUGUUGCCAGUUACGAUUUAUGGCUGGCAAUCGCUUUGAACUUGUAUUAUGCAAUCCACCUAUACCUGAUGUGGAAAGGCUUGUUAAUCAUUUAAAUUGGACAGAAGAUAUGCGAAGCUUUAUCAUUGUCUUAAGACAACGUUUUCGUCAUUAUUUUCAACUGGCUGCUGCAGUUUCUAAUAAACUAGGCAAUGAUUAG
Trichobilharzia regenti is the source of this 708-nucleotide messenger RNA. The record is from the annotation of a GenBank genome assembly. Lineage: Eukaryota; Metazoa; Platyhelminthes; Trematoda; Strigeidida; Schistosomatidae.